GCGCCCGGGGUCACCCCCGCUCCCUUCCUGUUAUUCCCGGUGUGGGGAAGCGGCUCUCCCAGGCGCGGAGGGGCCCGGGGAAGCGCUGGGGCCGGCGGCUCGCUUUCCGCUGCGCCCUUGAAGCGCCGGGCUCCGGAGACCCGAGGACGGGCUCUGGUGGCGUGAAGGGGCGUCGGGGGGCGCUGCCCGUCGGGGAGGCGGAGGCUCCGGCCGGGGCGGGGGGCUGCGUUGUUCGUUCCCCCUCGGCUCCCGGUCUUGGCCGCCUCCCCCGGUGCGGGGCUGCCUCUCCCGCCCCCCAGCCGGCCCCGCCUCGGGCCUCGGCGCUGGAACCGAACGCACCGGGGAGCGAGAGGAGAAUUUGAGAAAUAAAACAUCAUCACCGGCUGAUGCUACACUGGGUGGCACUUGAGUCUGGUGAGCUCAGAGAUGAUUUAGCAUCUAGAGAGAAGGAGAACCUCUACCAAAGACAUUCAGCAGUUGGCAAUCAGUAGACUGUGCACAACAUCAAGAAGCAUCUAGCAGUGUUGAGAGAAGAUGGAAGCAAUGAAGGUUUGGCAUGAUAGUCUGAGGGGAACUGUGGUCAUGGGUGGAAAGGCCUGUCACUUCUAUGAUUAAUUUAAUCUAAUGUUGGCAUGUCAAAACACUGAAGUUUCUGAUGCUUUUUGAAAGCAAUUCACCUUCACCUUGCUACAAGAAUGAGGCCAGCUACUACAAAGAUGAAAAUGAACUAAAGAUUGAGGACAUGAAGCUUCAGGCACAAGGAGAGCAACAAUAAGUAGUGGAUAAAUGUUGAUUAUCAAACAUGAUUGGAGAUGAGGAGCCUUCUUUGUAAGGGUCCUUUAAGGAGAAGCAUGGUUACAGAGGUGGUUGUGAUGUCAUCUAAAAUUCGAAGUGCCUCUUUCCCAGGAUCCUCCUCCUUCUGUCCCUGAAACCGUCUCUCCUGUAGGAAUCUAUGCUUAAACUGGUUUCUGUUGUAAGUUUACCAAAAGAUUAAGAAGAUGCCUCCAAGACCAUCAUCUGGUGAACUAUGGGGCAUCCAUUUGAUGCCACCAAGGAUCCUUGUAGAGUGUCUUCUACCUAAUGGAAUGAUAGUGACUCUAGAAUGCCUCCGUGAGGCCACACUACUGACUAUCAAGCAUGAACUCUUUAAAGAAGCAAGAAAAUACCCUCUUUAUCAGCUCCUUCAAGAUGAAUCUUCUUACAUUUUCGUAAGUGUUACACAAGAAGCAGAAAGAGAAGAAUUUUUUGAUGAAACACGGCGACUUUGCGAUCUGCGGCUCUUUCAGCCUUUUUUAAAAGUAAUUGAACCAGUAGGCAACAGAGAAGAAAAGAUUCUUAAUCGGGAAAUUGGUUUUGCCAUUGGCAUGCCUGUCUGUGAAUUUGAUAUGGUUAAGGAUCCAGAAGUACAGGACUUCAGAAGAAAUAUUCUUAAUGUUUGUAAAGAAGCAGUGGAUCUUCGAGAUGUGAAUGCACCCCAUAGUAGAGCAUUAUAUGUCUGUCCGCCAAAUGUUGAAUCUUCACCUGAACUGCCCAAGCACAUAUACAGUAAACUAGAUAAAGGGCAAAUAAUAGUGGUGAUAUGGGUAAUAGUGUCCCCGAACAAUGACAAGCAGAAAUAUACCUUAAAAAUCAACCAUGACUGUGUUCCUGAGCAAGUUAUUGCUGAAGCAAUCAGGAAAAAAACACGAAGUAUGUUGCUGUCAUCUGAACAACUAAAACUCUGCGUUUUAGAAUACCAGGGCAAGUAUAUUUUAAAAGUGUGCGGCUGUGAUGAAUACUUGCUAGAAAAAUAUCCUCUGAGCCAGUAUAAGUACAUAAGAAGUUGUAUAAUGCUUGGCCGAAUGCCCAACCUGAUGCUGAUGGCUAAGGAAAGCCUUUAUACCCAGCUGCCACUGGAUACCUUUACAAUGCCAUCUUAUUCCAGGCGAAUCUCUACAGCUACACCAUACAUGAAUGGCGAAGCUUCAGCCAAAUCUCUCUGGGUCAUAAACAGUGCUCUCAGGAUAAGAAUUCUUUGUGCCACCUAUGUAAAUGUAAACAUUCGAGACAUUGACAAGAUCUAUGUCCGAACUGGUAUCUACCAUGGAGGAGAACCGUUAUGUGACAAUGUGAAUACUCAAAGGGUACCUUGUUCCAAUCCCAGAUGGAAUGAAUGGCUGUCAUAUGACAUGUACAUUCCUGAUCUCCCACGUGCUGCUCGGCUUUGCCUUUCCAUCUGCUCUGUUAAGGGAAGAAAGGGGGCUAAGGAGGAACACUGCCCAUUGGCUUGGGGAAAUAUAAACAUGUUUGAUUAUACAGACACUCUUGUGUCUGGGAAAAUGGCUUUGAAUCUGUGGCCUGUGCCUCAUGGGCUGGAAGAUCUGCUAAAUCCUAUUGGCGUUACUGGGUCAAAUCCAAAUAAGGAAACUCCAUGUUUAGAGCUGGAAUUUGAUUGGUUUAGCAGCCCUGUAAAGUUUCCAGACAUGACAGUGAUUGAAGAACAUGCCAAUUGGACUAUAUCUCGAGAACUAGGGUUUAACUACAGCCAUGCGGGGCUGAGUAACAGGCUAGCUAGAGAUAAUGAAUUAAGAGAAAGUGACAAAGAGCAACUCCGUGCAAUUUGUACACGAGACCCUCUGUCUGAAAUUACUGAGCAAGAGAAGGACUUCCUUUGGAGCCACAGACACUAUUGUGUAAAUACCCCAGAAAUUCUACCAAAACUACUUUUGUCUGUUAAAUGGAACUCUAGAGAUGAAGUAGCCCAGAUGUACUGCUUGGUAAAAGACUGGCCUCCAAUCAAGCCAGAACAGGCAAUGGAGCUUUUGGACUGUAAUUACCCUGACCCAAUGGUGCGAGCGUUCGCAGUUCGCUGUCUGGAGAAGUAUUUGACAGAUGAUAAACUGUCUCAGUACUUAAUCCAGCUAGUACAGGUUCUGAAAUAUGAGCAAUAUUUGGAUAAUCUGCUGGUGAGAUUUUUACUCAAGAAGGCACUGACCAAUCAAAGGAUAGGACACUUUUUCUUUUGGCACUUAAAGUCUGAAAUGCACAAUAAAAAUGUAAGCCAGAGAUUUGGUUUACUUUUGGAGUCCUACUGUCGAGCAUGUGGGAUGUACCUAAAACAUUUGAGCAGGCAGGUGGAGGCUAUGGAGAAACUGAUAAACCUCACAGAUAUUCUCAAGCAGGAGAAGAAGGAUGAGACACAAAAGGUACAGAUGAAGUUUCUUGUUGAACAAAUGAGGCGGCCAGAUUUCAUGGAUGCUUUACAAGGCUUUAUUUCUCCUCUUAACCCUGCUCAUCAGCUGGGAAAUCUCAGGCUUGAGGAGUGCAGGAUUAUGUCCUCUGCAAAAAGGCCACUGUGGUUGAACUGGGAAAACCCAGAUAUUAUGUCUGAACUGUUGUUUCAAAACAAUGAGAUCAUCUUUAAAAAUGGAGAUGAUUUACGUCAGGACAUGCUGACACUUCAGAUCAUUCGAAUUAUGGAAAACAUCUGGCAAAAUCAGGGUCUUGAUCUUCGGAUGUUGCCUUAUGGCUGUUUGUCUAUUGGUGAUUGUGUGGGACUUAUUGAGGUGGUGAGAAGCUCUCACACAAUUAUGCAGAUUCAGUGUAAAGGUGGUCUAAAGGGCGCAUUGCAGUUCAACAGCCACACAUUACAUCAGUGGCUCAAGGACAAAAACAAAGGAGAAAUGUAUGAUGCAGCUAUUGAUUUGUUUACACGCUCUUGCGCUGGCUAUUGUGUUGCUACCUUCAUAUUGGGAAUUGGUGAUCGUCACAAUAGUAACAUCAUGGUGAAAGAUGACGGACAACUGUUUCACAUUGAUUUUGGACACUUCCUGGAUCACAAGAAGAAAAAAUUUGGUUACAAACGAGAGCGUGUGCCAUUUGUCUUAACGCAAGAUUUCUUAAUAGUGAUUAGUAAAGGAGCCCAAGAAUGUACCAAAACAAGGGAAUUUGAAAGGUUUCAGGAGAUGUGUUAUAAGGCUUACUUAGCAAUUCGGCAGCAUGCCAAUCUCUUCAUAAAUCUCUUCUCCAUGAUGCUUGGCUCAGGAAUGCCAGAAUUACAGUCUUUUGAUGAUAUUGCGUACAUUCGAAAGACACUUGCACUGGACAAAAGUGAACAAGAAGCUCUAGAAUAUUUCAUGAAGCAGAUGAAUGACGCUCAUCAUGGCGGCUGGACAACGAAAAUGGACUGGAUCUUCCACACAAUAAAGCAGCAUGCCUUGAACUGAAAUGAAAGUGAAGAAUUUAAAAAACUGAUAGCCCACUUAUGGGUGCUACGCUGCACUGUUAAUACUUGUCAGCAGCAAAGACUGGUUGCAUAGGAAUUGCACAAACCACAGACGGCAUUAGAAUUUACAGCAAGAGCAGAGAUGAAAUAUCCAGAGGUUCAGAAUAAAAAAAAAAAGGGGGGGUGGGUUUCGGAUAGCACUAAAACUGUUCCCUUCAAAAUUAAGCUUUCGUGUGAUGUGCAAUUUCAUAUUAUGCCUUAAACCCAAAAAGGUAAACUUG
Messenger RNA from Mauremys reevesii (Reeves's turtle), 4485 nucleotides. RefSeq names its product phosphatidylinositol-4,5-bisphosphate 3-kinase catalytic subunit alpha (gene PIK3CA). Gene Ontology annotation, cellular component: phosphatidylinositol 3-kinase complex, class IB; plasma membrane; phosphatidylinositol 3-kinase complex, class IA. Bases 999 to 4205 code for a protein of 1068 amino acids. Gene Ontology annotation, molecular function: 1-phosphatidylinositol-3-kinase activity; 1-phosphatidylinositol-4-phosphate 3-kinase activity. Lineage: Eukaryota; Metazoa; Chordata; Testudines; Geoemydidae. The transcript is spliced from 25 exons. The record is from RefSeq and is a predicted model, not a curated record. Gene Ontology annotation, biological process: phosphatidylinositol-mediated signaling; phosphatidylinositol-3-phosphate biosynthetic process; cell migration.